Messenger RNA from Naegleria fowleri, 2955 nucleotides. RefSeq lists its product as uncharacterized. Gene Ontology annotation, biological process: tRNA methylation. Gene Ontology annotation, molecular function: tRNA (guanine) methyltransferase activity. Lineage: Eukaryota; Heterolobosea; Eutetramitea; Acrasida; Naegleriidae. The record is from RefSeq and is a predicted model, not a curated record. Bases 1 to 2955 code for a protein of 984 amino acids. The transcript is spliced from 2 exons.
AUGCCUUCCGAAAAUGAAUCAUUUCCACAACAGAAAGGCUUUGUGCAACGUUUGGUUUCAUUGAUGGAUGUGGUGUCCACUUCUCGGAACCAAAAAGACUCGACAGCAUUGAAAGAAGAUGAAAAAGCUUUUGUUCGACAAAUGGUGUUGUUGUUUUCUCAACAAGAUUUAAAUCAAUUAAUUGAGGAUAUAUUAUUUAGGGAGUAUGAACUUAUCAUCAAGAACAGCACUGACUCAACGAACAGUGAGAAACAAUCAAAAGAUGUCGGUGUGGAUAUGGUGUAUUAUUGUUUGUUAACGUUGCACGUUCUUUUUGAUUUUCAAAAUACUCCACAACAACAUUACAAGUUCUUUAUUGAACGUAUUUGUUUAUCACUACUUUUUCCCUCUCUUAUUACUGCCAAUCAAGAAGGACAAAAUGAAAACACUGUGUUGUCUUCUUUGGAAACGAUUCGAACAAAUCCUAGGAUUCAAUCACUAGUGUUUGAUAUUCUCGUGGAAGAUCUGUCACGAGAAAUUCUCAGAACUGAAGAAAAUCAUGGCUCAUUCGAGAAAAUUCCUCUCUUGCACUAUUGCAUUUCCAAUUUGAGCAGAUGUUUACUCUCGGCAGGUUCUGAUGAUAACGAGUCCAGUAACGAUAUGUCAGAGAAACUCAGCACUCAGGAGCAAACCCUCUCUAAUAUUAUGAUCUUUUCAAAACAUUUACUUGACUGCAAAAGUAUUUCAGACUCACAAAUCAUGAAACAGUACUUUGAAAAAUUAUUUGAACUAUUCAUCAAAAAUUGUGGUGUGUUGAAAUUUGGUUUGACACUAUCGUCACUUCAAACUUGGAAUAUUGACAUUGCCAUUGCCGGAAGAUUACGAAAAUGUUUCUUUUUGAAUUUAAUGCCACAUUUCUUUCAGUACAAUUAUAGCACUUAUAGUGCGACAAGAGAACACUUGCUUGAAAUUUUGCAUGUGAUACAAAUUAUGAAUCAAAGUUACAAAUCGCAAGAGAGCAACACAGUUUUACAAAAUAUUUCGUCCGACCCAAAAACCAAACAAAUAUUUUUCGAUCAAUUAUUGCAUGAAUCAUUUAUGCUUCUCUGCCAAUAUUAUGAUGCAUUUUUCAAAAUUGACCUUGACUCUCAAACCUUUGUAAUCGAUUUAAGACAAGUCGAAUGGAUAUGGGAAAGCAUUUUGGAAAACUUGGUAGUCAACUCUGAGACCUUUAUUGGAAAGAGAUCUCUCUAUCUCAUCAAACGGUUAAUUCUUGAUACAACCUGUUCUUAUCCUUACAUGUCAAGCACAGAGAACAUUUCUUCUUUUCUCACUCAACCAAUCAUUUCAAAACAAGUAUUUAAAAAUUCCAAAGCUAAAGAAGCUCAAUCAAAAAAGAAACAAACCAAAAGAACGACUCCACAAAACGAAGAGGACAGUUCACUUUUAAAAAUUCAUGAAAUGAUUCAAUAUCAAUGGCAAACAUUUUUCAUGAUUUAUGAAUCACUUGAAAAUCACUCUCUCCAUCUGAUAAAACCUGUUUGGGAAAGUGUAUUUGAGCUCAUUCCUAAACGAGGAGAAGAGAAACCAUUCAAAUACUUUAUUGACCAGAGAUUUGUGAGGGUUUUGUGGAUACGUGCUAUGAGACAUUCAAAUUUUGGUGUGGUAAAAUUAGUUGCCCAUUCAAUGCUGGAUAUUUAUGAUACUAUAGAAGAUCGGAUUUUAAUCACAUCGAAUGAUAGCACAGAAAUUUUGGAGAAGAAUUUGCUUCUGGACAAAUCAUUUAUGUGUGGUGAAUUUAUUGAAUGUAUUUCAAUGUCGAAACUUUUUACAACCAAACAAGACUAUAUUGGGGAGAAAGUAUUCCUCUUUUUCGACGCAUAUUUUGCUAUUUUAGAGAAAAUUGGAAAAAAGAAGACAUUUAUACAGGCAUUUAUUGCAAAGAUUGCUUCGGCCAGAUGGUCAAGAGUGGCCCUUUCGUUCUUUUUAUUAGUUCUAGCGAGAAUGAAAUUCUCAUCAGAAAAUGACUAUUUAGAUUUGAAUGAUUUGAGCGCUUUCUGUGAAAAAGUUAUACUUCUUCAAUUAUCAGAGCAAUCUUUGUGGCUUAAGCUUAGAUUAUACAGCUCAGCACUUGAAGUCAUUGUCAAUUGUUUCAAUUUCAAGAAAUUGUGUGAAGAAAAUCCUCAACAAUUGAUGGACAUUAUUGGAAAAUUAUUUAGCAGUGUCAGUUCUGUAGAUCCACUCACCUAUUCCUCAGAUAUUGUCUUGCUGAGAAGACUUCGAAAUUGGUUUGGUGAAUGUAGAGAGAGUUUUGAGAAGACUUAUUUGACUUACAUGCGAAACUUGUUAAACCAAUUACUAUCAGAGGAGACAUCGAGUAUCAUGGCUUAUUCGAGUAUUGAAAAAUUUGCUACUCUGUUGUAUUUCAUUCCAUGGGAUGAAAGUACUAUUGCAGAACAAUGCAACCAAGUGCUGGCAUUCAAUCUAUCAUUGACCUUUCCCCAAAUGUUAGAAAAGCUCUACACACAUACUCAAAUGCCACAUUCUGUCAAAGUUAGAAUGUUGAAUUUGCUAUCUGCCAUACUAAAUUCAUGCUUGUUUGUAUCUACUUUUGACAUGAAAGAGCAUUACAUAAUGAAACAAGUCAAAGACACAAUUUGUUCAAUGAUCUUUACUAGAUCAAAUUUAGAAAGCAUAUUAAUGUUUAUAAGAGGAGAAAUUUUGUCUAUAUCUUUUGCAACAAUACCGGAGCUUGCACAAUUUUACAAACAAUUAUUGAUGGAGAGAAAUUUUUCAAUUUUUAAUUACUCAGAUUAUGAUAGCUUUAAAGGUGUUGUGAAUUGCUUGCUCUGUGUUUCUCAGUUAUUAAUGACUCACCGCGAAGAGUAUGAAUAUUUGCAAAGAGAAAUGCUUCAUCCUCUCUUAACAGAAAUUGCAACUCUCCUAAAAAAUAUUUCGAUACUAUUUCUAGUGUAA